Messenger RNA from Trichomycterus rosablanca, 3163 nucleotides. RefSeq names its product ATP-binding cassette, sub-family F (GCN20), member 1 (gene abcf1). The transcript has 27 exons. Bases 118 to 2700 code for a protein of 860 amino acids. The record is from RefSeq and is a predicted model, not a curated record. NCBI's taxonomy places the organism in Eukaryota, Metazoa, Chordata, Actinopteri, Siluriformes, Trichomycteridae. Gene Ontology annotation, molecular function: ATP hydrolysis activity; ATP binding.
AGGAGCAGUGUAGGCCGCAUGUGCGCCGCGUAUUAGUUCGUGUACAUUCCGUUCUGUAUCUCAGAUUCACCCGCUGUUACCAUCGGCUUUAUUAGUUCCUGCUGAAAGGAGACGAAAAUGCCCAAGAAAUCAAAAGAAGUGGCUGAAUGGGAGGGUGAUGAUGAAGCCCAGUCAGAAAAAAUUGUCAAGAAAGGAAAGAAAGACAAGAAGGGGAAAAAGAGUUUUUUUGAUGAGCUUGCUUCAGAAAGUAAGGCAGAGAAGACGGAGGAGCCAGUGGUGAAAGAGACACAAGGAAAGCAGCCUCAAAAGAAAAAGAAGGACCGUCGAAAAGGGAAGGCUGGAGAUGCAGGGGAGGAGGAUGAUGAAGAAAUCAUGCAGAGACUCAAGAAACUCUCUGUUCAGCCCAGUGAUGAGGAUGAAGAAGAAGAGGUAAAAGUUCCAGUAAAGGGUGGAAAGAAAAACAAGGGAGGCAACAUAUUUGCUGCUCUCAGUCAGGGUCAGAGUGAUGAAGAAGAGGAUACAGAGGAAGAAGAUGAGGAUGAUAAACCGAAGAAUAACAAAAACUCUAAGGAGGUUUCCGGAGGCAAGAAAAAUGAUAAAGCUAAGAGUAAAAAAGCUAAGGAAGCUUCUGAUGAAGAACCCGAUGAGGAAAUAGAAAAAAAGGAUGAGGAGGAGGAGAAGAAUGUGAAGAAGGGCAAUAAAACGGACAGCAAAUCAGCUAAAGAGGAAGUUGAGGAGGAAAAGCCUCAGAAGGCUGGCAGGAGAGAACCGCCCCGGAAAGGCAAGCCUGCCCGCCCACCGAGUGAUGAUGAUGAAGAAGAGGAGGAGAAGAGUGACGAUGAUGACUCGAUGAUGAAGAGCGCUGAGGAUGCCCUUGUGGAGCAGAAUAAAGAUCAGGAGAACGAUCCAUUCGCCAACCUGAGUAAAAAGGAGAAGAAGAAGAAAAAGAAAAUGAUGGAAUAUGAGCGACAAGUGGCGAGUGUCCGGGCUCAGAACUCCGCUGAGGGAGAUUUCUCAGUUUCUCAGGCUGAAAUGUCUUCACGACAAGCCAUGCUGGAGAACGCGUCUGAUAUUAAGUUGGAGAGAUUCAGUAUCUCUGCUCAUGGGAAGGAGCUGUUUGUCAAUGCUGAUCUCCUGAUUGUAGCUGGACGCCGCUACGGUCUGGUCGGACCCAACGGGAAAGGAAAGACCACUUUACUGAAGCAUAUUUUUAACAGAGCUCUCAGUAUUCCUCCCAACAUUGAUGUGCUGCUCUGUGAACAAGAGGUGGUCGCUGACGACACUCCAGCUGUCCAGGCCGUGCUGAAGGCAGAUACUCGGCGCUUGAAGCUGCUCGAUGAGGAGAGAAAGUUGCAGACUCUGCUGGACAAGGGCGAGGACGGCGUCUCUGAGAGACUGGAGAAGGUGUAUGAAGAGCUGAGAGCGAUUGGUGCAGCGUCAGCAGAGGCCAAGGCUCGCAGGAUCCUGGCAGGUCUGAGUUUCACCCCGGAGAUGCAGAACAGGCCCACGAAGAAGUUUUCUGGUGGCUGGAGAAUGAGAGUCUCACUAGCUAGAGCUCUGUUCAUGGAACCCACCCUGCUGAUGCUGGAUGAGCCGACGAACCACUUGGAUCUUAACGCUGUCAUCUGGCUUAACAACUACCUGCAGGGCUGGAAGAAGACGCUGCUGAUCGUGUCCCAUGACCAGAGCUUCUUAGAUGAUGUGUGUACAGACAUCAUUCACUUAGACAACCAGAAGCUCUACUACUACAGGGGCAACUACUUGACGUUUAAGAAGAUGUACGUACAGAAGCAGAAGGAACUCCUGAAACAGUAUGAGAAACAAGAGAAGAAGCUCAAGGACCUGAAGGCUGGAGGCAAAUCCACUAAACAAGCUGAGAAACAAACGAAGGAAGCACUGACAAGGAAACAACAGAAAGGAAAGAAGAAGGGACAGGAAGAGGAGAGUCAUGAGGCCCAGGAGCUUUUGAAAAGACCUAAAGAAUACACAGUAAAGUUCACCUUCCCAAACCCGCCGCCCCUCUCUCCACCCGUCCUCGGCCUGCACAGUGUGGACUUUGGCUAUGAGAGUCAGAAGCCUCUGUUCAAAAACAUAGACUUUGGAAUUGAUAUGGAGUCCCGAAUUUGUAUUGUCGGACCAAAUGGUGUUGGAAAGAGUACACUGCUGCUGCUACUGACAGGGAAAUUAACACCUACAAGAGGCGAGAUGAGAAUGAAUCAUCGCUUGAAAGUAGGCUUCUUCAACCAGCAGUAUGCUGAUCAGCUGAAGAUGGAGGAAGCUCCCACAGAGUACCUGCAGAGAAACUUCAACCUUCCCUAUCAGGACAGCAGGAAGUGUCUGGGGCGCUUCGGUCUGGAGAGCCAUGCACACACUAUUCAGAUCUCUAAACUUUCUGGUGGUCAGAAAGCAAGAGUAGUAUUUGCUGAACUUUCCUGUCGCCAGCCAGACGUCCUUAUCUUGGAUGAACCCACAAACAACUUGGACAUUGAGUCAAUUGAUGCUCUGUCAGAAGCCAUUAAUGAAUACAAAGGAGCUGUGAUCAUCGUGAGCCAUGACGCCAGGUUGAUCACUGAAACUCAGUGCCAGAUGUGGGUGGUGGAGGACAGGAAGGUAAACCAGAUUGAUGGAGAUUUCGACGAGUACAAGAGAGAAGUGCUGGAGGCCCUGGGAGAAACGUUGGUCAACAAGCAGAAAGUGUGAACACAGUAGACGCCUCUGGGGAUGAGACUUCAUUUCGGAUUGUGCUUUUAUUACAAAAACGCAAGGCUUUACCCCUAUCGCUUGGAAUGAAAGCUCCAUCAUUACCAGCCCUGUGUGAUGCAGUGUGUCUGAACAGAUCUAAUUACAGGACUUGGGUGAAUAGUAUGAGUGUUAGUGGUGUGAAGGCUGGAUUUAGCAUUAUGUGCUGCAUCAUACAACUUUUGAUGCACUAUUUUAACUAAAGCACAUUAAUUUAAACUGGCCUAUUAUAUAAAAUAUAACAAAUAAAUAAAUCUGAUUUCUAAUGUUCAGUUGGAACAGCACUUAACCUGGAGUUUAAUUAACUGCAUUAUAGCUGUAUUACCUAGGCUUGACUGAAAUGAGAGGCAAAGAUCUUUAUCCCAAUCAAGUAUGCACCCAAGUAUGACUCUGGAAUUCAAAAUAAAUCAAUUUUGCAACAAAA